AAAGGGGGACCUUGCUCGCGAGAACCAACAGAGCCAACACAGUGCCCGAGCCACUCUCGGACCGAUUUCUCGUGCGUCCGCGGUCCGCCGUGAAAAUCGAGCUGCACCACCUCUUUUGCCUGUUCGUCCGUAGUACUUUGAAUUUCUUUAAUUUCCUCGUAGUGUUUCGCCGCUACCACGACCUCCGAGCCCCCCGCGAGUGUAGCAGCAGCGUGAGCGAGCCAGAAAGGAUUCGUACCGCCAGCGCGCCCUCGCCAUGCCCCCCGCCCCGCGGCUCGCCCAUCCGCCCGCCCAAGUGCACCAGCUGCAGUCCAAGGGUCACCAUGUCCGUGGUGCAGACCAGGGUCCGUGACCAGAACUGCGCCGGCAACAGCAACUCUGCGUCCACGUCUUUGCCCACGCAAGCUGCCGUGAAAAGAGGAGGGAUGCAUUGCGCCGUGCUCGAGGGCGACGAUGCAGAGCCGCACGAGGUGUUUGCAGCCCUCGGCGUGCUGGUGCUCGAAGGCCGCGUGCCCGGCGCCACCGACCGGGGCUACGGCGAGGGACCCCACUGCCCACCCCUCGGGGCCAAGCCUCGCCCCGCUGGUCUCCCGCACCAGUGCGACCCCAACACCAAUAUUCUGUGCCGUCGAGAGUUAGAAUUCCGCAAAAGAAUAUCCUUGCUGUGGCAGUCGGGAAUACCCAUGAAAUUGGAGGUGCUCGUGUGUCCCGACUGUGCCUGCGGAGCUCAAAGAGCCUCUUGUUCAGAACCAUCGGUGAAGCCGUCACCGUCAGACUUGCUUCUCGAACAGUGGACAAUCUCAGCUCAGCCCGACAUAAGUGGAGAUGAAGUUGGAUGUGGCAUGGGCGUGAGGGCGUUGCUGCAGGCUGUUCGUUCGCAACUGUUCUUCUCCCAGCUGGGCGCUUGGUUGUCCAGCUCAGAAGGACGGUUUCCGAGACACAUCUGCUACAGGCUGACCGUCCCUGGAGAACCUUUUACCUCGCAUUUCCAACGCCAGCCAGUGGAACACAGCUUUCCAGAAGUCAAGAUUGGAAGACCAAACAAUAGAGUCACAUUUCAGGUUUCUUUGAGGAGUUUGCCAAGGGGUGAGAGUGGAGUACUGCCUAGUUUGCUGUGCGUCCACAAACAGGACGAAAUCUGCUCAUCUGCAGCCCCGACCAUCAAUAGUACAACAACCAACACUGCCAAUGAUCUCAAAAAUAACGAAUUAUUAUUCCCAAUUAAUAAUUCUGGAGUAAAGAGAAAAAACAGCGUAGAAGAGAAGGGAGCUGGACCACUUCUUGGAGCUAGUUUGCUUGACCCGCCUCGGGAGAGAAGAAGGGGAGCGGUGGGGCAGUUCCAGACUCCUAGCCUGGAGACGCCGGACCAUCUUCUGUUCAGACCAACUCCUGUUGAAAGUACGGCGCUGAUUUUGGAUUUAGAGCCUGUUGCUAAUGGCGUUCAAACUGCAGCGCCAAAGGAGAAAGAUCGGUCGCACCACAGGACCAGCAGGCACAACAGAGUAAGAAGGAGGGAUUCUCUCAAGACUAGCGUGCUGGAUGAUAGAAUGCACGUUGGCUGCAACAAGGCUGGAAAACACCAUUGCUGCACCGAGGAUGAGGGAACCACAAGAAAAGAUGAAAGUGCAUCAAAAGUACAAGAAACAGAGAAACUGUCGAAAGAGCAGUUGACUGAGGGCCAGAAAGCGGAGACGAAGGUUGGAAGCAAGCUGAAUUUGAGUCCGCAAGAAGUAGGGGAAGUUCUGGCCGUGAUGCAGUAUUGGGUGCGGCCAGUCACUCAGCCGCACAAGGACCAGCUCAAGGACCACCUCGGGGAGAAGACCCUUGCUGCCAACAUGGUGGCGCUGGUAACGCCACCCUCACUGCCCAAGUCUUUCCUGGAAAAGGGUGCGAAAACCAAGCAACCGCUCGAGAAUGGAAGGAUGGUGGAUAAGGCGGACAAACUUAUGGCGGCCAUACUGCGGUCGAGCCAGGAGAAUGUUAUUGCGUUCCAAGCCCAGGCAAAGCCCACAGGACUGGAGAGGAUUAAACACAUGUUUAAUAAAACUGUGACAAUCUCUGGAAAGGAGACUGGAGUUGCAGCAGAGAUUCCAAGUGGGGUGAAAAUUCCAUCAGCCAUGGACAAAGCCAGGUUCAGGCAGUCUCUCGACUCCGCUGCCUCCAUGGUGUUCCGCUCAGGCCUGCCUCUUACCUCAAGUCCUGCCCCUGUCCGAAGAGGCACUUGCUUUGACUUUGACAGCUCACUCAACUCAGUUCAAGCCAUCAAGGGUGCCCUGUUUGAUAGUCAAUCGCUGUCAAGUCCUGCGUGCACCGACGAGGACAGCUGCACUGCCUCCCCUGACGUAGAAACACCACCGUCGCCGUUCACCACAUGCCAACACCCUAAACUUUCGUGGUCGCCCACCUCUGGUUCCCUACUUGGCUCGUUUGAAGAGUCGGUUUUAAACGGGCGGCUCGAGCCAGUCAGCACCGUCCAUGGCUUCACUGCGGAACUCGGAGCAUCAGGCUCCUUUUGUCCCAAACACCUCAACCUGCCUGUCACUGUCUUCUUUUACACCCUUGGCGACAAUGACAAGGUUUCUACUCCGUACCUGGGUCACAUAAAUUUGGGAAAGAAAGGUUAUAGCGUGCCAAGAAGUGGUACCAUCCAAGUGACCUUGUUCAAUCCCUUGGGCACCGUGGUGAAGAUGUUUGUGGUGGCUUACGACCUCUCAGACAUGCCGCCCUGCUCACAAACGUUCCUCAGACAGCGCACACUGUACCUGCCCAGCCAGGAGAACAACGCUGACGGACAGAUGCAGCCCUCUAAUCUCCGCUACCUCAUUCAUCUCAGGUUCUCAAGCUCCAAGUCGGGCCGUGUUUUCCUGCACUCGGACAUCCGGAUGAUCAUUUUCCGAAAGUCGGACCAAGACACGGCAACUGCCCACUGCGAGGAGGAAGGAGAAUCCGCAGCGCACGAGCUGCGCUCUUUCAUCAGUGGACCAACCAACCCGAAAUUCUCUCCCCGCAAGUAGCUGCUGAGAAUUCUUAUUAACGUUUAUAAUAUCUGUGAUACCAGCAAGUUGGAACUUUCUAAUUGAGCCCUCUCUCAGAAAGCAAGCGAUCUAUCAGAAAAAAAAUGUAGCAAGAAAGCACACACCUGCAACUCCUCAAUUGGAAUACUUCUCUUGUUUGUCUCAAAUUUCUUUAACUCAAUUUACUGUUGAGUUUCCUGCUGGGGCUUGAUGUGGUUGUCAAAUUCAGUUUGCGCUUCAAUCGUCUGGAAAAUUGCAGUAAAUGGUUGGUUAAGUUCAAAAUCUAUUGUGAAGUGACAAGGAUAGCCAAUUUGACACCAUGUCAAACUCCAUUAUUCGCUGAGUGUACAGAGUGUAGAAAUGUUUUUGAAUUUUGCUAACUGAACUUAUAAUUUGUAAAUCAACCGAUCAAUCUGUGUAGAAAUGUACUGUCUAAAUACUACACUGAUGCAGUUUGUCCGCUUAGGCGUAAAAAUGGAUGUAAAGAUCAUGUAAUAAUUACUUGUGAUGUGAGGUUCAAUUUAUCUCUCGUGAUACAAGCCAGCUGUUGUCUGGCCUCGUUAUAACCUAUGGAUAUGUGUUGAUUAUCAUUAAACACUAGUGAUGAUUUUGCCUCGGAGGUCGGCGCACAUUGUGCCUGCCUCCGCUGGAUAAUAGGCAGCCGUGAUAACUGAUUUUCCCCGCCGACAGCAGCCACUGUCACCUUUCUGAUCGGACACUGCAACUAUUGUAGAGGAGAAAUUUGGAUUCGGGCUCGUUUCUGUCUUGUCUUGCAAGCUUUAAAUAUUGUGUACAUACACACUUACUAUAUGGCUGCUUCGGAGACGGGGUUCGCACGGGGAAAUCUUUGUAGGAAAGUUAAAACAUUUACAUUGUAAGGAUGAUCACUUUUUCGAACCCAUAGUUCUUCCACAAACUGGUAGAGAGACACAUGUACACAAUACAUGAAGAUUCUAGCAAAACUGCAGGCGUGAGUGUUUCUAAUUGUACUUUGCAAAUCAACCAAUCUUUCAGUAUAGGCACUCAUUAUUAUGCUAAUUAUGAUUGUAGUAAUUAAGUCUGCUUCCCGGGGAGCUUUUUGGUCAUUAUAUAAUAUUUUGAUGCCAAUUUGAAGCGUUUUGUGUGUUCUUACUUUAUCCACAGUGUACUCGAUUAUCCGACUUCAUUUAACCACAGAAGAGUAUGUUGUAUAUUCUAUAUUUUACUAUGAAUUAUUCACCAUGUGACAUAUUAUGAUAAUCGCAUUAAUCAGUUCUCAGUUUACACACUAGCUGUGCCUGUCGAUUAAUUUCUCACUCUCGUAAUUGAGUUUUUCGUUCAUUUCAAGCGAAGCGACUUGGAAUGAUUUCAUAUUCUGAUAUGUGUUUGGUGUUUGCAUUCGAUUGGAAACUAUGCUUUUGGUUGAUUCGAUUUUGGUAUAGCCUGUACAAUUUGAUGUAAAAAGCAAAUAUUUUGAAUUUGAGUGCCGGAAUCUUCUAAUGUCUAAGUACGAAUUUGCGUUCAUUCAAUAUCUCUCUGCUUUUUUUAUAAUUUCGACAAACGAAAACUGUGCAGGUAUAGAUUACAUUUUAGGAAAAUCAGAUCACAAGAAAAACAAGAAAACGUGCUUCAACUUUCACAGAUUGGAAAGCAUCUUAUUUAUUAUAUAAAUGAUACAAAAUUAUACAAUUAAAGAGAUCACAAAAUAUAUAUUAUGGAUUGUAUUAAUAACAAAUUAAGGAACAAUAGCAUGCAUUAGCAGAAAAGUGAAAUUAAAUACCUAUGUUUCAAACAAUACUGCUAUGUUUUAUGACAUAGCUUUAUUUAGAUAAUGACGAUAAUGGUGUAUUGAAGUUUUCUUGAUGUUCCUUUAAUAAAUGAAAAAUGCAUAAUACUGUCAACAAUAA
Molecule: messenger RNA, 4900 nt
Organism: Cloeon dipterum
Lineage: Eukaryota; Metazoa; Arthropoda; Insecta; Ephemeroptera; Baetidae
Gene: atos
Product: atossa
Exons: 12
Coding region: 324-3014 (896 amino acids)
Source: RefSeq, a predicted model, not a curated record